This is a messenger RNA of Purpureocillium takamizusanense, 2037 nucleotides long. Its product is annotated as Galactose oxidase. Bases 1 to 2037 code for a protein of 678 amino acids. The transcript has a single exon. Gene Ontology annotation, molecular function: protein binding. The record is from RefSeq and is a predicted model, not a curated record. Lineage: Eukaryota; Fungi; Ascomycota; Sordariomycetes; Hypocreales; Ophiocordycipitaceae.
AUGAAGCUCCUCAACGCCGCGUGCGCCCUCGCCUUGUGCGAUGCGGCAAGCCUCGCCUACGCCGCGGCCGUCAAGCCGCGCCUGACAUCGCGAGCCACGACUCUCAGUCUCUUGGCCGCCAAGCCCCUCGGUAAUACCAUCAACCGCGCCGGGUGGAAGGUGACGUGCGACAGCCAGGAAAAGGACAAUGAGUGCGCCAAGGCCAUCGACGGCGACCAAGGCACCAUGUGGCACACGGCGUGGUCAGACAACGAACCGUCGCCGCCGCACACCAUUACCGUCGACAUGGGGUCCGCGCAGGUCAUCAACGGCAUCUCGGUGCUGCCGCGACAGGACGACAACGACCACGGGUGGAUUGCCCGCCACGACGUCUUUGUGAGUGCCGACGGACAGGCCUGGGGCGACGCCGUGGUGACGGGCACGUGGUACUCGGACAAGACGACCAAGUAUGCCAACUUUGAGCCGCGCAACGCCCGCUAUGUGCGGCUCGUGGCGCGGAGCGAGGCCAACGGUCAGCCGUGGACGAGCAUCGCCGAGUUCAACGUCUACAAGGCCAGCAACCCACCCGCGGCCAAGCAGGGCGUCGGCAAAUGGGGCCUGACCAUCGACUUCCCCAUCGUGCCCGUCGCCGCCAUCGUGGACCCCCUGACCGGCAAGGUCGUGGUCUGGUCGGCGUACGAAAACGACAAGUUCGAGGGCUCGCCCGGCGGAUGGACGCUCACGUCGACGUGGGACCCCAAGACGGGAGAGGUGACGCAGCGCAACGUGACCAACAUCGGGCACGACAUGUUCUGCCCGGGCAUUUCGCUGGCGUCCGACGGCCGGGUGGUGGUGACGGGAGGCAGCAACGCCGAGAAGACGUCCUUUUACGACUCGCCGACCGACAGCUGGGUCAAGGGCCCCGACAUGAACGUGCCCCGCGGGUACCAGGCGUCGACCUUGACCUCGGACGGACGCGUCUUCACCAUCGGCGGCUCGUGGAGCGGCGGAGUCUUUGAGAAGAAUGGCGAGAUCUGGGACCCGGCCACCAACACAUGGCGCAUGCUCCCCGGCGCGGCCGUCAAGCCCAUGCUGACCAAGGACCGCGGCGGCCUCUACCGCUCCGACAACCACGCCUGGCUCUUCGGCUGGCACAACGGCAGCGUCUUCCAGGCCGGGCCCAGCCAGGCCAUGAACUGGUACUACCCGGCCGGCAACGGCAACACGCGCCCCGGAGGCUAUCGCCGGGCGGGCAGCAGCGUCGACGGCGACGCCAUGUGCGGCAACGCGGUCAUGUUCGACGCCGUCGCCGGCAAGAUCCUGACCAUGGGCGGCGCGCCGCACUACGAGGACGCCGACGCUUCCAGCAACGCCUAUGUGCUGACACUGGGCGAGAAGGGCGCGGAGCCGCAGGUCGUCUUCGCCGGCAAGGGCCUGUCGGGCCCGCGCAUCUUCGCCAACGCCGUCGUCCUGCCCGACGGCACCGUCUUCGUGACGGGCGGCCAGCGCCACGGCCAACUCUUCCAUGACACGACGCCUCAGCUGACGCCCGAGCUGUACGACCCGGCCACCGACUCCUUUGUCGACCAGGCCCCCAACUCGGUGGUGCGCGUCUACCACAGCAUGGCCAUUCUGCUUCCCGACGCCACCGUCCUCAGCGGCGGCGGCGGGCUGUGCGGCGGCGACUGCGAGUUCAACCACUUUGACGCCCAGAUCUUCACGCCGCGGUACCUGCUGGACGCGCAGGGCAAGCCGGCCACGCGCCCCGUCAUUCGCAGCGUCUCGAGCAAGGAGAUUCGCGCGGGCGGCAGGCUCAACAUUACCACCGACGGGCCCAUCAAGUCGGCGUCCAUGGUGCGCUACGGGUCGGCCACACACUCCAUCAACACGGAUCAGCGGCGCGUGCCCUUGGUGCUGCAGCAAGACGGCGGCCGUCCUUCCUACACGGUGGAAAUGGACGAGGAUCUCGGCGUGCUGCUGCCGGGGUACUGGAUGCUGUUUGUCAUGAACGACAAGGGCGUGCCGAGCAUCGCCACGACCAUCAAGGUGUGGCUGUGA